Molecule: messenger RNA, 1636 nt
Organism: Salvia hispanica
Lineage: Eukaryota; Viridiplantae; Streptophyta; Magnoliopsida; Lamiales; Lamiaceae
Source: RefSeq, a predicted model, not a curated record
AUUAAUAAUUAUACAUUGGAAUCCACAAAUUUUCUUUUUUGCAUUGCUAAAAAAUCAGUGUGUGUUUGAAGUAGCGUCGACAAAGGUAGAGAACUGAAAAAGAUGGCAGCCUCAUGGUUUUGAGUGUCAAAUUCUUCAUUCCCACUGCUUUUCCCCACCAGUUUCAAAACAAAAUCCCAAGUACCAACUCUCUCUCUCUCUCUCCUCUAUCAUUAACUCAGACAAACUCUCAUCCUCGUGAUCACAUUUGCGCAGCAUCUCAUAAAGGGCUCCCACCAUUUCCCCCACCAACUGUUCGACGAUAUGAUCUCCAAUUCCGCUUAAAGACUCCAUUUUUACUUCAAAUUUCAACUCAAACUCAGUCCAAUCUCCGCUUCAGUUCAGAUGCGGUGAAACAAAAAUCCACAAUGUCCUGGAUCCAAUCAGCUUUUGGGACCAAAAUCAGCCCAAUAAUCCUCUUCAUAAUCGUACUCCUCGCCGUGAUUUUAUUCAUCGCCGCCAUCCUCCACCUCCUCAUACGCUUCCUCGUCAAGCAGAGAUCCCCGCAGGCCCCCGAGAUUCCGGGCUCCGGCGCCUUCCAGAGGCAGCUGCAGCAGCUCUUCCACCUCCACGAUUCCGGCUUGGAUCAGUUCCAAAUCGACGCCCUCCCAGUCUUCUUGUACAAGGAGAUAAUGGGAUUGAAGGAGCCCUUUGAUUGCGCCGUAUGCUUAUGCGAAUUUUCCGAAUUGGAUAAGCUGAGAUUGCUUCCUCUCUGCAGCCAUGCCUUCCACAUUGACUGCAUUGACACAUGGCUGCUGUCUAAUUCCUCAUGCCCCCUCUGCAGGGGUGUGAUCUUGAGCCCCGGAUUCUCGUUUGAGAACCCAGUGUUCGUGUUUGAUGAUUCGAAGGAGGUGGAGGAUGUGAAGGGGGGUGGGGAUGAGAGUAGCUCUGCUUUGAGUGGGAGGAGGGUUUUUUCAGUGAGGCUUGGGAAAUUGAGGUGUAGUAAUGGUAAUGGAACUGUGGUGCAAGAGAAUCAAAAUCAUGAAUUGGGGGAAACCAGCUGCAGCAAUCUUGAUGGGAGGAGGUGUUAUUCAAUGGGAUCGUUUCAGUAUGUGGUGGCUGAUUCAGAGCUGCAGGUUGCUUUCUGCCCUAGUGGGGGAGAGAGAGGGAGACAGCUUGAUGGGAACGUUGGUGAUGUGAUGAGAGGAGGGAGGGGGAGAGGGAGAGAGGGACAGAAUUGGAAUUUUGCAGGGGAGGGAGAUGGUGAGGAUGGGAAGAAGAUUAACAGUAGGGUUAAAGGUGAGAGCUUUUCUGUUUCCAAGAUUUGGCUGUGGUCCAAGAAAGGUAAAUUCCCUAAUUCACAUUAUUCCAAUGAUGUUAAUGGAAUUUUACCAUGAAAGAAAGGAUUUUUAUUUGAUUUUGCGGGAGUUAAUUAGUUAAUACUAAUGUAGAUAGAGUAUGAGAAGUGUGUUGUGGCUUUCUGUAAUUUGUGAUUAGUAUGUCAGAUUCAGAGCAUUCUUGUUUAGGUGUUUGCCUUUUGUUUUUAUUUUUGGUUUCUUUUUAAUGCAAUUUAAGGUUGAAUAAUGCUUGUUUUCCACAUCAUACAUUGUCUUUUGUAGCUCGCUUCUCCUUUCUUUGGAUGACUAUCCAUUUCUAA